Messenger RNA from Spodoptera exigua (beet armyworm), 2511 nucleotides. The record is from the annotation of a GenBank genome assembly. NCBI's taxonomy places the organism in Eukaryota, Metazoa, Arthropoda, Insecta, Lepidoptera, Noctuidae.
AACGCGCGCACGCGCAGCUCUCGCGCGAACUUUAUGCGAACAGUGAAUUGUGGACAGUAUUUUAUUAAUGUUUAUGUGAAAUAAAAUAUAUUUCGUGCCAUGAAGUGGUUAGUGCUGCUGUCGCUGAUAGCGGCGCGCAUGGUGCAGCAGCCGACGCAGCCAGUGCGCACGCGCAGCGGCCUCGUGCGGGGCACCGUCAGUCGGAACGGCAAGUUCUUCCAGUACUUCGGCAUCCCGUACGCCACCGUCGACGACAGUAAUCGGUUUCAGGCGCCGCUGCCGCCUCCAACGUGGACGGGGAUCUUCGACGCUGUCGACGAGAAUACCUGGUGCCCGCAGUACUCAGCAGGCAUCAUCAUCGGCAAACCGAACUGCUUGAAGCUCAACGUUUACACACCCACUCGGAUCACUAAGCCUCUGCCCGUCAUGGUCUUCAUCCACGGAGGGUGCUUCUUCAGUGGCACUGGAUCCCCGUUCCUUUAUGGAGGAGACUUCUUGGCUGAAAACGAUGUUAUCUUUGUGGGCAUUAAUUACAGGCUGGCUGUAGAAGGGUUCCUUUGCUUGGGUAUUAAAGAAGCACCAGGAAAUGCAGGACUGAAGGACCAAAUUGCGGCUCUAAAAUGGAUUCAGCAGAACAUAGAGGCAUUUGGUGGCAACCCUAACGACGUGACUAUAUUUGGAGAAAGUGCCGGUGCUGUGUCUACGUCAUUCAUGAUGUUAUCUGCCGGAGCUAGGGGACUAUUUCAUAAAGCUAUACUACAAAGUGGCUCUUCAUUGGCCCCGUGGGCUCUUCAGCACGACCCCAUCGGGGCAGCCAGCGCUCUAGUCAAAAAAUUAGGUUAUGACACCAAAGAUCCAAAAGAAAUUCAUAAAAUAUUAUCUAAUAAGUCAGCCAAAGAAAUUCUGGAAACUAUUAGUCAGUUUGAAGAUAAAUACUGCGUCGCUGAGAAAGAUUUAUUUGUUCCGUGCGUUGAGAAGCCUAUUGAGGGAGUGGACCCUGUGGUAACAGAGUACCCAGCCGAUAUCUUGAGCUCGGGCAACUACACUAAGGUGCCAAUGAUAAUAGGCUACACAGAUAUGGAAGGAAUAUAUUUCGUAGCAGCAGACUACGGCACUAGCAUCAAAAACAAUUCUGAACCGAUAGAAAUCUUUAAUACACUGCAGCCAGACAUGGAGUUCCCGAGCGAGCUGGAGAAGAAUUGCACUGGGGAGGUGAUAAAGCGGCAUUACUUCUCCUCGUACGAGGCGAACCUGAUCACCAACAUGGUGGACCUGUACUCGGACGUGCACUUCAAAUUCCCGCUGGUGCUGGAGUCGGAGAUGUACACCCGGACGUCGGACCAGCCUAUAUACUACUACUUGUUCCGGUACGACGGCCUGAGGAACAUGCCUAAGAUAAUAUCGGGCUUCCACAACGUGGUGCAGGGUGCGUCGCACGCCGACGAGCUGUUCUACCUGUUCAAGCCGCACGCCUUCCCUCUGCUGCACUCCGUCGAGAAGCACAUGAUCGCCAGGAUGGUCACCAUGUGGACUAACUUCGCCAAGUAUACUGACCCCACCCCGCACCCCACUCCGUUGACCCCGUUCCGCUGGCAACCGUCGCGGCGACACAACCCGACGGCGCUGAUCAUUGACAGCAAGCUGUCCACGGCGCCACUGUGGGAGCACUCCUCCGUCCGACUCUGGAACGACACGUACAACAAGUACCGAAGGAAAAACUACGGACUGAAGCAAUACCAGCAGUAUACUAGCAUACUCUCUAUGGAUCAGCUUACGUUAUAACAUUUAUUUGAUGUACAAUUCUUAUUUAUGACAUUGUAAAACAUGUUUAAGAGAUGUCUCUGUACGUCGGUAAACUAAGACAAUUACAAGGAAAUUGACGUUUGGCUAACGCGCCUGCCGCGCGGACCUCCAAGUAUGAAUACAGCUACGCGUCUGAACCUCGUUCCGAUAUGAAAGGCGCUUUGAUCUCUCUCUAAGUCCUUACUUCAUAUAUUUCAUUACCAGACCGGUCUGAAUUAAGUUAUUAAUUACUUUUUGUGUAUAAUAAAUAUACUGGUGAUUGUAAAUACCGGUAUUUGUAUUGUAGUAGAUAGAAUAAGUUUAUUUAAUUUAUUUUGCUGCACAUUGGGAAGGCAACCAUUGGCCACCUGUAUAUAAUUUAUAAUUAUUGUUUGUUAAGAAAUCAAGAUAUCCUUAAAGUCAAAGUCAAAAUCAUUUAUUUCAAUUAGACUACAGUAGGCACUUUUGAACGUCAAGCAAAAAAAGUAAAAAAGUAUUUGAAGAGCUUUAACUUUAAGCGUGUCAGUCUGUCCGUCUGUCCUCUAGUGAAGCUAUUUGCUCGUUCCAAAGAGUAGAUUCCUAUGGAGAAGAACGAGCAACAAACUCCAUGGUUACUCUUAUUCAAUCAGUUUUACAAUACAUUUCUUUGUUACAUCAUUUAGUCGGUUCUGAUAUGUGAGAACAGUGUAACACUAACUUAACUUCACAGUUUAUAAAUUCACAGACGAA